This is a messenger RNA of Periconia digitata, 2059 nucleotides long. NCBI's taxonomy places the organism in Eukaryota, Fungi, Ascomycota, Dothideomycetes, Pleosporales, Periconiaceae. The record is from the annotation of a GenBank genome assembly.
CCAAUCGCCCGGCGGAGCGCCGCUUGCAACUUGCGUGAGAUUCGGACACAACAGGAAAACCUUCCUUGGACAACCCACCCGGACUCGACGAGCAUACGAUAUGCUGUCCACACACUCGCCCUCAGGCAUACAACGCCGAAGAACGCAACAUCGGAGACAAAUCUCGACACCUGCCAUAUACGAGGCGCAAAAACCACGACAACUACCUGCUAACAUACAACAGCGACGACACCUGCGGUCAGGCAUGAGCUUGGAUCUCAGAGGACUCAACCUUGAGACCGUGGCCAUGUCUGCUGCUACCCCCCAAUCGGAUCAGAAACCACCAGGAUCAACAAACACGACAUCCUUUCAACAUCAGGAUAGUGUGGUAAGUAUUACUAACCUAGGACAAACAUCACAGCAAUCUAUGCAAGUAGCGCAACCGCACAGCAUGCCCCAGCCGGGCCCCCAGGAUACCUUUUCGCAAUCCUCAGUACAUACAUCUCUCCCAUCACCUCGAACUCCUCAUCGGAUGCUGAGAAAUCAGUCUCCCAAGCAUUCCUUCCCUAACUCCCCUACUAAAACCCCGUCCGCCAAAGAGUUGGAGGAGUUAAAGGAGCAUAUACAAUCUGUUUACGGAAGCAACGGACCCGUAUUCAUCAACAUCCAGCUUCCUCCAACUCAAACACCCCAAAAGCAGCCUCAAGUACCCAGUUUUGAGCAAACCCCACUGUCCACGGACUUCUCUUCCAUGGCCAACAUCAAUUUUGAGCCAACGUCAAGCGCUAUGACUUUCGAUUUCGACCAUCCUGAUGUGGACUUUGGCUACGAAUCUUCCUCAAACUAUACCUCGGAUGCUCUUUCUCCUUCACCUAUCUCCUCCCCGCAUCAACGACUCGCCCAGCCUUUUCUCGCAGGCAUUGAAGAGGUUCCCAUUGAAGAAUCUUCAUUUCCACACCAGGAGAUGUAUGCCACAUCAGAGGUGCCGAUUCCAAUGGAGGGCAAUUUCAUUUCAAGCGUAUUUGCCCCACAACCGACUCUUCUACCUGAACUCGAAGACGAUGCAACACACGAAUUCACUGGUAUUUCUCCAGAAGACGUACAACGAUAUAUCAGUGAGCAGGACACCACCACUAGCAAAUGGACAUGCAUGUACCCCGAAUGUGGAAAAGUUUUCGGAAGAAGAGAGAACAUUCGGUCCCAUGUCCAAACACAUCUCGGCGAUAGACAAUUCAAAUGCCUUGGCUGCGGAAAGCGAUUUGUCCGCCAACACGACCUCAAACGCCACGCCAAGAUCCACACGGGAAAUAAACCCUACAAAUGCCCAUGCGGCGCAGGAUUUGCACGUCAAGAUGCGUUGACUCGUCACAGGCAACGCGGUAUGUGCGUUGGUGGAUUCGCCGAUGCCGUGCGGCGGCAAGCGAAGCGCGGCCGACCAAAGAAACAACGACCAGAUAUUGAAGAGCGCACCGACAAAGCCAACAAGACCAGACGAGCACUCGUCUCUGCGUCAUCGUCAGUAUCUGCCGACUCUCCUGAUUCCGAAAAUCGCUCUUCGUCUCCCUUGGAGGAUAUUCUGCAACCUCAGCCUUUGAUGAAGGUCCUUUCAGAGACCGGAUCAUUCAACGAUAGUAUGAACGAAUCUUCCAAUCCUUUCAGUUUUGAUACUGCCCCAAGUUCUUACGACACCGCCAAUGCCGUAAACUCUAGCUUCUUAUCAUCAAGCUCGUACGCCAGCGAAGUCGCUUCAAUGCAUCUUUUGCAACAUCUCUCCUCAAACAAUCGACACACACCCCCGAUGUCCCCUGCCGAGUAUCGACCCACCUCAUCCGACUCAGGGAGCCAAGCCAAGCUUCCCGUUCAGGCCAGCAGCCCUCUGAAAGGCUCAUCAACACCGUCUCAGUCAUCGGUUCAGUCGAAUCCGUUCUCUACUCCCCCAACGUCUCCUGCCGAGAUCAAAGAUGAACUUGAGCAGCUUUUCGACGGGCUCCCUGAUAACACCUGUUCCCAGUUCGAUCUCGAGAUGAAGGCUAUGGACGAGUUUACUUCAAUGGAUGAGUUUUUGGACUUUUCCAUGUAG